GCACACCAUCCGUCGCGUUUAGAGGCGAAAACACUAUUUAUAAACGCUGUCUUUGACCCUCCGCUGACUUGUAAAUGGCUUAAGAUGGGCAGUCAGCCAGCGUACGAUUUGCAUGAUUAUUUUAAGAUGGAAAACUGAAGAAGAAGAAGGAAUAGCGAACAAGGCACAAACGGAAUGCUGAAAAAUGCACGCGUUUGCGUAAAACAGAAACCUUCCGCUUCCCUGCAGAAACGUUUAGUUAACACAAAAAUCGGCUGUCAACUCGUAGCUGAUACCUCAGCGGCUGGAACAGGAAAGCAGACUGUCUGCUCUUGUAAGACUGGGACCAGGGACAUUAAGAAAGCUCCGGGCUCAGGCUGUGGCCUGGGGACAGAGGCUCUCCCUUCCGCGGCUGCUCCCACAUAAAACGAGUGUUUUAGUACAGUUUUAAAGCCACUUCUGAGAUUCGCUUCGGAUUAUUUAACUUUUCAAAACCAUGGCGUCCUAUGUGGAUAGCAGUUUUCGGCAGGCGGUGAUGGUGACUCCGUCAGAGAGGACGCAACAGGACUUGGAGAUUGUAUAUUCCUACUUGCAUGGAAUGGAGGCGCUGUCCAAUCUCCGGGAACACCAACUGAGGAUAAUGUGUGAAUCAGUCCGCUACGAAAGACACGAAGCCAACGAAGUGCUCUAUUAUCCGGAUGACAUCGGCACGUGCUGGUACAUACUGCUCUCCGGAUCGGUCUUCAUCAAAGAGUCCAUGUUCCUGCCUCGGUCCAGUUUUGGGAAGAGGUCUGCUGGGAGUUUACGGCGUGGAUGCGAGUGCAUCGUUCUGGAGCCAUCCGAGAUGAUUGUGGUGGACUAUAUGGAUGAGAAUGAGGAGUAUUUUCAGCGGCAGGCAUCGCAUCGACAGUCACGCCGAAGGUUUCGCAAGAUCAACCAGAAAGGCGAGCGGCAAAUCAUCAUCGAUACGGUAGACCCCUAUCCAGCAGGCAAGCCACCCAUCGGCAGGGGAUACCAUACGCUGCCGGCAGACUUCAGCAGAUUACACCUGGCAGACGGGAUUCAUCCCCAGGUGACGCACGUUUCCUCCAGCCACUCAGGAUGUAGCAUCACCAGUGACUCUGGGAGCAGCAGCCUGUCGGACAUCUACCAGGCCACCGAGAGUGAGCCCGGCGACAUGGACCUCAGUGGCCUGCCAGAGACAGCCGUCGACUCCGAAGAGGAUGAUGAUGAGGAAGAUAUUGAACGUGCCUCAGAUCCCCUUAUGAGCCGAGACAUCGUCCGAGACUGCCUGGAGAAAGACCCCAUGGACCGAACGGAUGACGACAUAGAGCAAUUGUUGGAGUUCAUGCACCAGCUACCAGCCUUUGCCAACAUGACCAUGUCGGUCAGGAGGGAGCUCUGUGCUGUCAUGGUGUUCGCUGUGGUGGAACGGGCUGGCACAAUCGUCCUUAACGAUGGUGAAGAGCUGGACUCGUGGUCCGUAAUUCUGAAUGGCUCUGUGGAGGUAACGCACCCAGAUGGCCGGACAGAAAUCCUGUGCAUGGGCAACAGCUUUGGUGUGUCCCCCACCAUGGAGAAAGAGUAUAUGAAAGGGGUGAUGAAAACCAAGGUGGAUGACUGCCAGUUUGUGUGCAUAGCACAGCAGGAUUACUGCUGCAUUCUAAACCAAGUGGAGAAGAACAUGCAGAAAGUGGAAGAAGAGGGCGAGAUUGUGAUGGUCAAGGAACAUCGCGAGCUUGACCGCACGGGCACCAGAAAAGGACAUAUUGUCAUCAAGGGCACUCCAGAGCGUCUUACCAUGCACCUUGUAGAAGAGCACUCGGUGGUGGACCCCACCUACAUCGAGGACUUUCUGCUGACCUACCGCACCUUUCUGCCAAGCCCCAUGGUGGUGGGCAAGAAACUGCUGGAGUGGUUCCAUGACCCCAGCCUCAGGGACAAGGUUACACGGGUAGUCUUGCUGUGGGUGAACAAUCACUUCAACGACUUUGAGGGCAACCCUUCAAUGACACUUUUUCUCGAGGAGUUUGAGUACAAUCUAGACAGAGAGAAAAUGUGUGGGCAUCUAAGACUGUUAAACAUAGCAUGUGCUGCCAAAGCUAAGCUAAGGGUGGUGACCCUUACCAAACCUUCAAGGGAAGCCCCCCUGGCCUUCACCCUGCUAGGGGGUUCAGAGAAGGGCUUUCGCAUUUUCAUUGACAGCGUGGAGCCGGGCAGCAAAGCUGCAGAGGCUGGCCUUAAACGAGGAGAUCAGAUACUGGAGGUAAAUGGGCAAAACUUUGAAAAUGUGCUGCUAUCCAAAGCCAACGAGAUCCUGAAAAACAACACGCACCUGUCCAUUACUGUGAAAACAAAUCUCUUAGUGUUUAAGGAGCUACUGGCCAGACCAGACCAGGACCCAGAGCAUGACCAGGAUGAGGAACCAGACAGGAAGAAUGGGGCACCUCACAUCCCCAAAAUUGGUGACAUAAAGAAAGCCAGCCGCUACUCCAUCCCAGACCUAGCUGUUGAUGUGGAGCAGGUCAUGGGUCUUGAGAAAGCUAGUAAGAAAGCGAAGGCCAACACCGUAGGUGGCAGAAACAAGCUGAAGAAGAUCUUCGACAAGACACUGACCAGUAUUCUUCCACCCAAGCCAUACAAUGAUGUGGGGGUUGGCCAGUCCCAGGAUGACAGUAUUGUUGGGCUAAAGCAGUCAAAGCAUAUCCCUCCUGCUCUUCCUGUAAGUGGAAACCUUUCAUCCAGCAACCCUGACCUGCUGCAGUCACAUCACCGUAUACUCGACUUCAACAACCAGCCUGACAUGUCAGACCAGGUAUUGCGAGUGUUCAAGGCUGACCAGCAAAGUCGGUACAUCAUGAUCGGGAAGGACACCACAGCAAAGGAAGUCGUAGCUCAGGCUAUCCGAGAGUUUGCAUUGACCGCUGCCCCUGAAGCCUAUUCGCUGUGUGAAGUGUCAGUCACACCUGAGGGCGUCAUCAAACAGCGGCGUCUCCCUGAGCAGCUCUCAAAAUUGGCCGACAGGAUCCAACUGAGCGGCAGGUACUACCUGAAAAGCAACAUGGAGACAGAGACAUUGUGCUCAGAUGAAGAUGCCCAGGAACUGCUGCGGGAGAGCCAGAUCAGCCUGCUGCAGCUCAGCACAGUGGAAGUGGCGACCCAGCUAUCCAUGCGUGCCUUCGAGUUAUUCUGUGCCAUCGAGCCCACCGAGUACAUUGAUGACCUGUUCAAGCUAAAAACUCGCUUGUCUGGUCCCCCCAGCCUCAAGCUUUUUGAAGAGGCCAUCAAUCGGGAGACCUUCUGGGUAACCACGGAGGUGGUGCGUGAACCAAACCAGCUGAAACGCAUGAAGAUCAUCAAGCACUUCAUUAAGAUUGCACUGCACUGCCGCGAGUGCAAGAACUUCAACUCCAUGUUUGCCAUCAUUAGUGGUCUGAAUUUAGCACCAGUGUCCAGACUGAGAGGCACGUGGGAGAAGUUGCCCAGUAAAUACGAAAAGCUGUUUAGUGAUCUACAAGAUCUGUUUGACCCAUCCAGGAAUAUGGCCAAGUACAGGAACCUUCUAAACAGCCAAAAUCUGCAGCCACCCAUCAUCCCACUGUUUCCUGUAAUCAAGAAGGAUCUCACGUUCCUGCAUGAGGGAAACGACUCAAAGGUGGAUGGUUUGGUGAACUUUGAGAAGUUGCGGAUGAUUGCUAAAGAGAUCAGACAUGUAGGCCGGAUGGCAGCUGUAAACAUGGAUCCUGCUCUAAUGUUCAGAACCAGGAAGAAGAAGUGGAGGAGUUUGGGGUCACUCAGUCAGGGCAGUGCCAAUGCGGCCGUCUUGGAUGUAACCCAGACAGGCGGGCACAAAAAGCGUGUCAGACGGAGUUCCUUCCUCAAUGCCAAGAAGCUUUAUGAGGACGCGCAGAUGGCACGCAAGGUUAAACAAUACCUGUCCAACCUCACCCUAGACACGAACGAAGAGAGCCUGCAGACGCUCUCAAUGCAGUGCGAACCCUCAAUAAACACAUUGCCGAAAAGUUCUGGGGAUAAGAGGAGACCCGACACAUCUCCUGUGGUUGCACGGGCUGCCAUUCACCAGCGCCAGCAGCUGCAGAAAGCCAACCAGGCGCUUCAAGUGCCUGCCGUUGCCCUCUACCCAUCUCGCAAGAAAGUGCCAGUCAAAGACUUGCCGCCAUUUGGUACAAGCUCACCCCAGUCUCUGAAGAAGAUACUGUCCCUUUCAGAGGAGGCGGGUGAGAGACACAGGAAACAGAUAGAGGACAGUGUGUCCAACAACUCCUCACAGCUGUCCUCUCCUCCAACAUCUCCUCACAGCUCACCUAAAAAGGGUUACGGACGAGCAGGUGAUUACAUAUCAGACUCUGGCCACAGUGAGAUCUCCUCACGCUCUAGUCUGUUGAGCACCUCCUCCCUGGAUAUGGGGCAAGAGGAGCGCAAGCAGCGGUAUGGAGGAAUGGCUGGGGAGGUCCAUGGUAGCGGUCACCGGCUAGAGCGCAGGGCAACCGCUGACCCUGACCAGUACAGCUUGGGGUCCUACUCAUCAAUGCAGGACUGCCGGGGUUUGUAUGCUGGCGCCACAGUGCUGUCGUCCCCUAGCUCAGAAGAGCUCACCCAGGACCAGGGCGACCGGGUCUCGCUCGACGCUGCUGAUUCUGGCCGUGGCAGCUGGACUUCCUGUUCCAGCGGUUCCCAUGACAACAUCCAGACCAUGCAGCAGGGGCGUAGUUGGGAGGCGCUGGCAGAGGGGGCGGGACUCUGGGGAAGUAGAGGCAGCUGGGCUUCGGCGUGCUCCUCCUCAUCAUCUGCGGCAUGUUGGGGUGAGGACUCAGAGGGCGACACGGGCACGAUCAAGCGGAGAGGAGGAAGAGACGUGACCACAGAUCCUGAGACCAGCAGCAUCACCUCCACUGGAUCAGAAGAGUCCAGACAGCACAGUCGACGCCCAUCACCCAUCACUGCAGGCAACACCAAGACUGUUAUUACACGGAAGGAUGGUCGCUAUCGGGACCCGCCACCCACACCGCCAGGCUACACUGCACUGACCAUCUCGGACGUGGCCGACGGUUCGGCACACUCCGGCAGGAGACCCCCAGACUACACUACGGCCUUGCAGCGCUCCCGCCUCGUCACACACUCCCCUGACUCCCAGCAGCCCCCUGCUGGAGGAAAGUCCACCCCGUUGGACCCCCGGAGCCGAGAAGAGGAGGAAGCAGAGGAGAUGGAAGAGGAGGAGGAUGAACAGGUGUCCGCUGUUUGAAAGGGGACGACACUGGCUUUUAUUCGCUUGCUGCAAUGACUGAUGGCCCAUAUAGGGGCUUCACAGGUCAAACAGACAGCCAGAUCAACCAGUCUACAUCUUGCUGGCACUGCCUUUCUCCCUCCUUAUGGAUUCAUCUCCCUACCCUGCCUUAAAGCAUCAUGGGGGGUUUGUUGCCCUGCAUGCUCAAUAUACUGUGAAGAAAGGAGGCGAGCAAAAAUAGAAAAAAAACGAUUUGGCACUUUGAAGAAAGGAAAAAUGAACUGAACUGAAAACCGAACAGUGCUUUGACAUUCACACAAGAACAAACUACUGUUAACGGUUAUCCUCAGACAAUGUCCCCCUUUUCCUCUGCUUAAUGGUCACAAAAAUACAUUUAGUAGUUCCCUAUCAGCACUUUUUACUGUUUCAAGGUGUAAACUCAUGCAUACACUACAUUUUUCAGUCGCCCAAUUCUCGUAAAGGGCAUAUACAGUUUGGAAGGUGAAAAUGGCUUGAAUAUGUUCAGGCUACAUCUCAUCAACACCACAUCAGUUCAUAUGGCAACACUCAUAUAUGUGUGGUUCUGUAUUACAGUAUUAUAUCGACAGAGCUCGGCUUGAGGGACAGAUACUAUUCUCCUGAAGAACUGGAGGACUACAUUGUGAAAACUGGAGUUUGCAUCGUGACUCCAGACAUAUGUAGCACACCACUUUACUAUGGAAGGUGCAAUGUGGACAGGAUCCUGUGUGAAGCCUUAUUGGGAGAGUGAGUGAUAUUAUUGGUUCAUGGCCUUAGUGUGUUUGGGAUCCGUGUAAAAGUGUGAAUGAAACAUCAGGUUUGGUCAAAGGCCUCAUAACAAGUGUGAUAUGGAAAAAAACUGGUCAAACUCAAUUUAAUGUGACAUCUCUUUGAAGGGAAGGUACAAGUUAGGACAAUCCAACCUGAGAAAUAACAUCUUAAACCAGCCUAAACUGUUGUGCUGGUCUUAAUUAGUCUCCCAGCCUGGUAUGGCUGAUCUGUUGGCUGGUUUUAGAAGUUGAUCAGGCUGGGUGACAUUUUGUAUGACAAGAGCAACUUUGCUAUUGAACACCUCUACUGUUCAAAAUUAAAAGGAAUAUUCAGUGCUCAAUACAAGUCAAGCUCAAUCGACAGUAUUGGUGGCAUAAUGUUGAUUACAGCAAAAUGCAUUUCAACGGAUGCCUUGGUUAUAAAGAAAAAUAGCAAAAAUUGUGGUUACAAUAAGGCUAUUACAAUGGAAGCCCAUAUACAUUAAAAUACACACUUAAAGUUUCAAAAGUAUAGCCACUAGUCAUUAACUUUACAUGUGUUAUGUUGUUAUGUUUACAACAUGUUAACAUUUGUGUCAUAACAUCAGGGAUUUACCAACGUUACAGUAUUUACUAUAUUACUGGGUUUACCGGCAUUAUGCCGUCAUGACAACACAGUUGUAAUAAUAGAUAUAACUUAAUGAUAAGGUUAUUAAGUAAUUUUUUUUCACACUAAAAUCACUAAAAUCAAUUCACACUAAAAAUGUUGACAUGUAUAAUGUUUACAUCUUGUGGCUACACAGUUUAAAUCAUUGUAUUUGAAUGUUUAUGGACUGGCCCCAAUAACCUCUAUUGUAAGUGCCUUCCUGUAAUCAUGACUUCCGCUUAUUUUUAAUAAACAAGGGAUGAGAGGAUUUGUUUUUUUUUUAUGGCAAUUAACAUUCUUACACAAAUGCUGUCGAUUGAUCUCUGCUUGUAUUGAACUCGCAAACCUUUAAGCGAUCUUUGGCUGUGGCACACCGCCCCCUGUUGGUGUAAGUGAACACAGCAGGCUACUCAGGCAAAUGGGGUUGUCUAAUUUGGGUGCUACUUUCUUCCUGUUAUUUAACAGGUGUUAAAUACCAUUAAGGAGAUGUGUUUUGUGCCUGAAAAUUGGUGGCUUUUGUGCUGAUUGUUUUUACGAGUGCUCAAGUCAUGCAUGUUUCUCUUGGUGUGUAUGGAGUGGGCCAUGAUCAAACAUGCUGCACAACAGCUACCGGAAUCACUCACAGGAACCCAACUGAAAUGUGCUUUCGAGACUACGGUGGGAUAGGAACAUACAAACCCACCAGAAGGCUGCCAGUCAGUGAACUUAACCGGUGAGAACAAGUCAUGUGUAUUCUUUUGUUUUUAAUCACUGAGUUAAGCUGAUCACAUUGAUCAGUAGUUAGAAACAAUAAACAAAAAAAAAGAAAAAGAAAAAAAUAAGUUUGCAGUGUUUUCCACUGUACCCUGUACCAUCACUUCUACUUCAAUGUUUCUUUCUCUAAUUGCCUGUUUGUUUGUAGAUUCUUGUUUUUUUUUAUUAUUAUUUUGGGUUCCCACACAUUUUUUUUUUUGUAAUGGUUGAAAUGGAUACAGUUGUUGAUAGCAACACAUUUGUAACAGUAAAUAUAUGAAUCAUCUCCUUCCAUUUCCUUUUUUUUUUUUUUUUUUUUAGUAAAUAUUCACACCUUUUGGCAAGCCAAGAUGAGUCACUUGUUUUGCUAAAUAAGUUGCACAAAUUGUACAAGCAUAAAUACAACAAGGUAAAUAGUAGUAUGUAGCUUAUCUGCUACUCUGUUCAAUUUGUGAUGUCAAGUGAGAAGUGUACAUUUAGCGGUGAAGAUUCUCUCUUUUGUUUUGACUGCUUUUACCUGUAUGUCUUUUAAAAAGACAAUUGGUGGAGUAUGUAUUUGUUCUUAUUUUUGUCUUUUUGUUUUGUAUUUUAAAUACAAUAAUUGUAAAUAUUGGUUAUAUUUUUGUUGAAUUGUAGAAAUGUAUGAUGAUUAUGCCUCAACAUCCAGUUAAUAUUAAGCUGGGAGUCAAUAAAUUCGACAAAAAUGAAUCAACUUAUAGUUUUAAAUGCACAUUAUUAUUAUUAUUAUUAUUAUUAUUAUUAUUAUUAUUAUUAUUGCUAUUUUUUGUUUUGUUUGUAAAACAUUGUUUCUUUUAAUGACCUCUGGCACCAUCUAGUGUUUGCACAAGAUAAGACAUGGAAGUAACUUGAAAACAUGUAUCUCAUACUUUUCUAACUGACAAAUGUAUGUUGGGGUUAAUAAAAAGACAUCCAUAUCUAUAUGCAGUUUAGUACUGUUUGCUUAUCAGUAAUUCUUCUAAAAUUCUGACAGCCCAAUGUGGACAUACUCUCACAGGGUUUUUCCUGGCUCAAAAUGAGGCGGUGGUGUCAAAGUCUGGUCAUUUUAAUGUAGUUUUAGUCAAUGAA
Molecule: messenger RNA, 8455 nt
Organism: Xyrauchen texanus (razorback sucker)
Lineage: Eukaryota; Metazoa; Chordata; Actinopteri; Cypriniformes; Catostomidae
Product: rap guanine nucleotide exchange factor 2-like
Exons: 29
Coding region: 476-5242 (1588 amino acids)
Biological process (GO): positive regulation of ERK1 and ERK2 cascade; small GTPase-mediated signal transduction
Molecular function (GO): protein binding; guanyl-nucleotide exchange factor activity
Source: RefSeq, a predicted model, not a curated record